Messenger RNA from Nematocida homosporus, 459 nucleotides. RefSeq lists its product as uncharacterized. The transcript has a single exon. NCBI's taxonomy places the organism in Eukaryota, Fungi, Microsporidia. The record is from RefSeq and is a predicted model, not a curated record. Bases 1 to 459 code for a protein of 152 amino acids.
AUGGCUGAAUCUGUUGCUGCUAAGAGUAAGUACUUAGAAGUACCCCAAGAAAUUCGAAAUAAGAUAGUGCAAUUGCAUAGUUUAUCGAAAGAGUACAAACGUAAGCCGCGUAAUUAUAAACCUAGUUCAGCUGAUGAAAUUGAGUAUCGAGGUAUCUUUCAAGAGUUAAAGAUGGUGGCUAUUAGUUCUGAAGAAGUCAAACGUAAAGCUCAAGAAGAGUUAUCUAAUUUAGAAGAUAUUAGGGAGUGUGCUAAAAGUGUAGCUGAAUCAAAGAGUGAUAUUAGGAAGGAAGAGUUAUUGGAGAUGCUUAAGAGGGAAAUCAGUAAGGGAGAGGAUAAGAUUACUAAAAUAGAAGAGCAAUUAAGAGUGAUUGUUAAUCGAGAAAGAAAAGAUAGUGUCUUACAAACCAUUCAAGAGAAUAUCAAUCGUAUCUCAGAAAAGAUCGAACAACUGAAAUAG